Elgaria multicarinata webbii is the source of this 1519-nucleotide messenger RNA. It is a transcript of the gene XNDC1N, whose product is annotated as XRCC1 N-terminal domain containing 1, N-terminal like. Gene Ontology annotation, cellular component: nucleus. The coding region runs from base 74 to 1357 and encodes 427 amino acids. Gene Ontology annotation, biological process: single strand break repair; base-excision repair. Lineage: Eukaryota; Metazoa; Chordata; Lepidosauria; Squamata; Anguidae. Gene Ontology annotation, molecular function: damaged DNA binding. The transcript has 9 exons. The record is from RefSeq and is a predicted model, not a curated record.
CCUGUGAUGAGGGUCUCCCAUUAACACAAAUGAAAAUUCGAGUGCUGCUUAUUUCUGAGUGGAAAAAGAGAAAAUGGCUCCUGUUAAGAUUAAAUAUGUUGUGUCCUUCACGUCUCAGGACCCUAAGUAUCCGGUGGAGAACCUGCUCCUUGAAGAAGACCUUCAGCCCUGGCUCUGCUGUCCACGGGAUCGGAGCCGGCAGCUGAAAGCAGAGCUGCAGCUGGAGCAAGCAAGUCACAUUGGAUAUGUUGACGUAGGGAACUGUGGCUGUGCCUUCCUUCAGAUAGAUGUGGGGCGGUCUUCUUGGCCACUAGAUCAGAGUUACCAUACGCUGUUGCCCACCACCACCUUGAUGACGCCAGCUGAGGCUAAGCUGGACAAGAAUCGUUCUGGGGUCCGCAUGUUUAAAGAAGGGGACUUCCUGGCCUUGGCUGUGGGUGAGAAGUGGGAUCGCGUCAGGCUCACUUGCCGCCAGCCCUUUAACAAGCACACCCAGUUUGGCCUCUCCUUCAUCCGAAUCCGCACUCCGCUGGACACAGAAGGCAGCAAAGCAGAUCCGGCCUCUUCUCCCAAUCAGGCUCCUCCUGAGCUCACGAGUAACCCCUGGCUCUCCAAUGCAGCCAUCUGUCGGACAUACUUCUCAGAGGCGCCGUCGAGCACUGAGGAGGAAGCGGCGCUAAAAACCCGGCUGCAGCAACUGGAUCCUGCUUCCAGUCCUGGGACGCAGCACUCCGCCUGCAUGAGCCGCCCGGCCAGAAUGGUGCUGAAGGCAGCCUGUGCCCGCAAGAGAACCUUCCCCCUGGUGGCUGAUUCCUCCCCUCUGGCUGCAAAGAGCCUCGAGGAGGGUCAGGCCCACUCUGCAUCUCCCGGCCCUGUGGCGUUGCGAUCCAAGCAAGAAUUACCUGUAGGAAGAAAUCGAAUGAAGACAAGUAGACGGGGGUCCUGCAGCAACGUGGGGAGGUCUGUGGCGGUUUCUUCUGUCAGGCCGAGGAACCGUCCUCAAAGGGAGGGAAAAGCCCCAAGCCAGACGGGAAGGCUGAGGACCCUGGAGGAAGAGGAGGAGGAGCAAGAGAGGUGGCCUGCAGAGAGAGAUGUGGGGCUGGGCGCGUGCCCCAUCUGUGCCGGCCGUUUCCCCACCGCUCUCUUACCAGCUCACGCCUCCGGUUGCGGAGAAGAGGACCUUGAAGCCAGCACCACCUCCGCCUCCUCCUCCUCCUCUCCCUCGUCGUGGGAAGAGCCCGCUGAGGCCUGGGUCGGCUGCCCCAUCUGCCAGCUCCGUUUCCCUGCUGCGGACGUGGAAAGUCAUGCUAGCGGCUGCGGGGAGCAGGAGGAGCCCUCCUGGCUGUGGGUGGAAUAGAGGGAGCGGCACCUCCGUUGCCAGCAACAUCCGUUGGCCACGACUUCAGCCAUUCCUUCACGUGCUUGAUGUGUUGCUGAGCCAGCGGGAGCCCACAAAAGACGCACCGUGCGGGGGUCUCCGUCAGCAUCUGAGGCCUUGUUGGAGCCUGCGAGCCAAGGA